AUGGCGCCGCGUCCCCGCGAAGCCCCGCCAUUGCCUGCACCUCGUCCCGGCGAAGCGCCGCCGGAGGAGAAGAGAGGCGUCUCCGUGUCGUCAUUACCUUCAUCCAUUGACCAGGAACUCCUCAGAGCCGUUCCAAUGCACUUGGUUUUGGCAGGCUGUGGACAGCAAUGGGUGAAUCGGGCGAGGGAUGAAUACCACCUCAGCCAGCGGGUGAAUGAGAUCGAUACAUUUUUGAGUCACGACUGGGGGACGAAGCGUUGGCUGAAAUACGCUACAUUGCUGGUUUAUUUCAAUAGUGUACCGGCCGCCUUGGCAAGUUUGCUGAUGUGCAUGCUGGUUUGCGUCCUCAUCAUAUUCAGAGUAUUAGAUGGAUGGCUUCCUGGCACACUCACCAUCCAUGGUGCUUACUGGUUUGUGUUUGUGUUUUGGCAGAACAUUCGAAGCCUCUACAAAAAGAAUAUGGCUUUUCUCGACCGACUUUGCAUUGCGCAGCACGAUGUGGAUCUGAAAAAGCAAGGGAUCCUUUCAUUGGGUGGAGUUCUUUCCAAAUCUCGAAAGCUUGUGGUUCUGUGGAGUCCACGAUAUUUCACACGUUUGUGGACAGCCUUCGAAUUGUCGUCCUUUUUGAGGGAAAAUGAAGGCAAAGGGAAAGACAUCAACUUUGCUCCAGCAAGCAUGGGUCCGCUGCUUGUGUACUUUUCAGUGUUUGAAACGCUGCUUGUCACCAGCUUCCACAUUCUUGUAGCUCGAUAUGUGGAGUCGGUGCUGCAACAAGAGAAUACAUAUUUGAGCAGCUUGUGGCAUUUCACAGCUACAAUGCUCGUGAUUUGUGCGCCGGCAUUUUUGGUGAUUGCACCCAUCGUCCUUUACCUUGGCACAAUGCAGAUGAAAGCUUUGCUGCAGCUGGGAAAACAGCUGGAUGAUUUCAAGAUUCGAGAUGCUCAGUGCAGCUGUUGUCAGUGGAACCAUUGCCAUCCUGAAACUGGCGAAAUACUCUUAUGCGACCGGAUGCUGGUUUUCCAAACAUUGAAACGAUGGUAUCCCAGCGAGACUUCUUCCGAUGCUCAUUUGGACCGAUUUGAUGAGAUGGUUCACACUGAGCUGGGUGGCUUUGUCCGGAAUAUCCUAGGCAAUGGUGCUCCACCAUUGUGGCAGGUGCUGGCGCUCACCGUGCAUCCCUUGCUUGGUUUCUGGUGUUUGUACGUCUACCUGGCUGUGAAUGAGCACCUAUUCCCCUAG
Durusdinium trenchii is the source of this 1239-nucleotide messenger RNA. The record is from the annotation of a GenBank genome assembly. NCBI's taxonomy places the organism in Eukaryota, Dinophyceae, Suessiales, Symbiodiniaceae.